AUGUUUUAUACCGGAGGUUUACCUUUUAAUAUUGCAAGAAAUCCACACUAUGUCAUGGCUUUUCAGUUUGCUGCUAACAACAAAAUUGAUGGUUAUGUACCUCCUGGUUAUAAUAAGCUAAGAACAACAUUACUACAAAAAGAAAAAUAUAAUGUUCACAAGCUAUUGGAGCCGCUUAGGCCUACAUGGAAAGAAAAAGGUGUGACUAUUGUGAGUGAUGGCUGGAGUGAUCCUACAAGAAAACCUCUAAUCAACUUCAUGGCUACCUCAGGUAACGGUCCUUUGUUUCUAACGGCAUUUAAUUGUUUCGGGGAAGUGAAAGAUAGAUUUUUUAUUGUCGAAUUAAUGAAGGAAGUCAUCAAUGAAAUUGGUCAUGAAAAUGUUGUGCAAAUAAUUACUGAUAAUGCAACAAAUUGUAAGGCGGCUGAAGAGAUUAUAGAGAGUCAGUUUCCUCACAUUUAUUGGACACCAUGUGUUGUUCAUACACUUAAUCUUGCUUUGAAGAACAUUUGUUCACCAAGGAAUGUGGAAACAAAUGAACUAACAUAUGAACAAUAUCGUUGGAUAAAAGAAGUUCACGAAGAGGCGUUUGCAAUAAAAAAUUUCAUCAUGAACCAUAACAUGAGGCUCUCGAUUUUCACCAAGUUUACUCCUCUUAGGUUGCUUUCUGUUGCUGACACUCGCUUUGCCUCCAUCAUUGUGAUGCUUAAGAGAUUAAAACUUAUCAAAAGGGGUCUUCAAGCUAUGGUCAUAAGCGAAGAAUGGUCUUCUUAUAGAUUAGAUGACACUGAGAAAGCAAACGCUGUGAAAGAAUAUAUUUUGAAUGAUGAUUGGUGGGAUAAAAUAACAUAUAUUCUUAGUUUCACUGGACCUAUAUAUGAGAUGAUUAGAGCUUGUGACACUGACAAGCCAUGUUUACACUUGGUCUAUGAGAUGUGGGAUUCUAUGAUUGAGAAAGUGAAGAUUGAGAUCUACAAGAAAGAAAAACAUUCGACAUCUCAAAUAAGUUGUUUUUACGACGUUGUGCAUAGUAUUUUAGUGGCUCGGUGGGCGAAGAAUAACACUCCCCUACAUUGUUUAGCUCACUCUUUACAUCCAAGAUAUUAUAGUGAUGCAUGGUUAAUGGAGGAUUCUACAAGAUGCACUCCAAAUAGGGAUGGAGAAAUUUCACAAGAAAGGAUGAAAUGUUUUCGAAGGUUGUUUCCUAAUGGUGAUGAGUAUGGCAAGGUCCUUGAUGAGUAUGCGAUGUUUUCAAUGCAGAGUGGUCCUUUUGAAGAUUUAACAAGCAUUUCAAAGAUGGCUACUAUGGAACCCAAGAACUGGUGGGUUAACUUUGGUGCUCAAACUCCUUUUCUCCAGACUUUGGCUUUUAGAUUACUUGGACAACCUAGUUCUUCUUCUUGUGCUGAGCGUAAUUGUAGUACUUACGCAUUUAUUCACUCGCUUAAAAGGAACAAGUUGACUACAAGUCGUGAUCAAGACUUGGUUUACAUCCACAAUAAUCUCCGACUUUUGUCAAGGACUCCGAAAGAUGAUGUAAAGAUGUGGGAUGUGGGUGGAGAUGCUUUUGAUUCAAUGGAAGACGUCGGGUUUUUGGAGUUUUUAGAUCUCUCACUAGAUGAACCCGACUUUGAAAAUGAUUUGAUUAUUGAUAAUUAG
Molecule: messenger RNA, 1659 nt
Organism: Lactuca saligna
Lineage: Eukaryota; Viridiplantae; Streptophyta; Magnoliopsida; Asterales; Asteraceae
Source: the annotation of a GenBank genome assembly